Messenger RNA from Octopus sinensis (East Asian common octopus), 2363 nucleotides. Its product is annotated as zinc finger protein 239-like. The transcript has 2 exons. Bases 580 to 1725 code for a protein of 381 amino acids. Lineage: Eukaryota; Metazoa; Mollusca; Cephalopoda; Octopoda; Octopodidae. The record is from RefSeq and is a predicted model, not a curated record.
CCAAUGAGAACGCAGCAAUCCAUUCUCUGCCGAAUGCCUAUCCGUAUUUCUGGAUAUCUCUUCUGCGAUGUCCUGAUGUCCUUUCCACCGUUUCCAGCGGAUUCCAUCCAUCUUCCUCUCAUCUUUCGUCCUUCACAGACUUUUGCUGCACUGAUCCCCCUCCUCCCCUCUCGACCAAAAUACCAAUUCCGUAUCUCCCGUCCUUCCACCCGUGACUCCGUCCAAGAAAGCUACAGCGGUGCUUAAACAAUAAUUACAAGAAUAUUGGAUGACCUUGGCAUUGAUUCAUUCUUCAUCAGAUGCGUCGUCAAUAUUUAUCAUCUUCGAAAGACUAAAAGAAAAUGUGAUGCAGAACGGAUUUGAUAAUUCCGAAGAAUUAUGUUGAAAUAAGUGGAAUGACGUCAAUUCUCUUCUUCAAAUUUGUUUUCCUUUUUAAUUAAACUUGGAUGAUUUCGCAAAGAAUUUUACAGCAUCUUCAAAUAUCGACAAAGAUUAUGGUUACUGGAAAUACAGCAGUAGAAAUAUUUGUCAGGAAUAUACAAUAAAACGAAAAUAGGGAAAAUAUCCCCUUUGGAUUAUAUGAGAAACUUAAUUGGGUUUUAUCCUGAAGAUAUGCCAAAAGUGAUUGGAAAGUCAUCCUAUGGUGAUGUCCAUGGUAAGCCGUUCUCUGGAAGUAGUGACUUAACAAAACUCAAGCGCAUUCCUGCCGGAGAGAAGUCCCAUCAGUGUGAUAUCUGUGGCAAAUCAUUCACUGAAAAUGGUGAUUUAACUAAACACAAACGUAUUCAUACAGGAGAGAAGCCGUUUCACUGCGAUGUGUGUGGUGUGUCUUUCUCUCAAAAAGGUAACCUCACCACUCAUAAACGGAUUCAUACAGGGGAGAGACCCUAUUGCUGUGACAUCUGUGGUAAAUCAUUCUCUCAGAGUGGUGAACUGACUAUUCACAACCGUAUUCACACAGGAGAAAAACCCUAUCGUUGCGACAUCUGUGGUAAAUCGUUCUCUCGUAAAGGUAACCUAACCACUCAUAAGCGUAUUCAUACAGGAGAGAAACCAUAUCACUGUGAUAUCUGUGGUAAGUCCUGCUCGGGCAGUAGCAACCUGAUUACUCACAAGCGCAUUCACACAGGGGAGAAGCCAUAUCAAUGUGAUGUCUGUGACAAGUCGUUCUCUCAGAGUGGUGAGUUAACAAAACACAAACGUGUUCAUACAGGAGAGAAGCCAUUUCAUUGUGAUAUCUGUGGUAAAUCAUUCUAUGGAAGCAGCGAAUUAACCAUACAUAAGUAUUUUCAUGCAGAAGAGAAAAUAUACCAGUGUGAUAUCUGUGGUAAAUCAUUCUCAAGGGGGAGCGAUUUAACAAGACACAUACGAAUUCACACAGGAGAGAGGCCUUACAACUGCGAUAUCUGUGGUAAAUCAUUCUCUGAAAACAGUGUCUUGACUAAACACAGACGUAUUCAUACGGGAGAGAACCCAUACCAUUGCGAUAUCUGUGGUAAGCCGUUCUCGCAGAGUGGUGAAUUAACCAGACACAUACGUGUUCAUACGGGAGAGAAACCAUACCACUGUGAUAUCUGUGGUUCAUCCUUUUCUCAGAGUGGUGAACUGACAACACACAAACGUGUCCAUACAGGGGAGAAGCCAUAUCACUGUGAUGUCUGUGGUAAAUCAUUCUCUCAAAAAAGUCACUUAACUACGCAUGUAUCUCUUCAUGCAGAAAUGUAAUUGCAUCAAUACUGAAAUAUAAAACAUCAUCAUCAUCAUUUAACAUCCGUUGUCCAUGCUGGCAUGGGUUGGAUGGUGUGACCAGGGCUGAUAAACUGAGGGCCUGCACCAGACUCUUGUCUGAUUUGAUAUGGUUUCUACAGCUAGAUGCCCUUCCUAAUGCCAACCACUCCAAGAAUGCACAGUUUUGUUAAGAAUGGAGCAAGAUAAAGUUAUAUGCAGAAAUACAAUUACCUUGAUAGAAACACAUAUUGUGUAUCCAUAUACAGUUUUUGUGAUAUUUUUGCUGUUUUUUAAUGAAGUAUAUGUGUGUGUGUGUAUAUAUAUAUAUAUAUAGAUAGAUAGAUAGAUAGAUAGAUAGAUAUGUAAAUUUUAUCUAGUCCAUGCAAGCAUGGAAAGUGGAGGUUAAAACUGAUGAUGCUGGUGUAUGUAGAUGUAUAUAUGUGUGUGUGUGUGUGUUUAAACUGAUGUAAUUAAUAACAGCUUCGAUUAGUUCUGAUUGGGUCACAGGUUUUGGUUUUGUAUUUAUCAAUUUAAUUAGAUUUUGUUAAGACAAUUACUAAAUUUAAUAUAAAAUGAACUAAAUUUGAUCUUACAAAAUCUCUUUUCUUGCAUGGUUUUUAGAACACAAAAGAAAA